UCUCUCUCCUGCACUCUGUUUCUCGCUCGCACAAUUUCUACAUGUCUCUGUCGCUACGGCAACCAAUGCUUUUCCCCACUUCCAGGCUUUCUCCCUCUCUCCCACUCCCAUCUUCAGGGGCUUGAGAGAUGAUUGGAACAGCAAAGACUCAGUGAAAAACCAGAAGCGAUGGAGCGAUGCUGUGCGUUCUUUAUGCAUAUCUAGCUUUUUCUUUUCAAUCCCACCUUCCGUCUUUCCGUUGCUUUGUAUGUCCUUCCCCCAGCUCCAUCUCUCCCCACAUUGGAUUCAUUCCCCUUUGGAGCUUCCUGCUGGUCCCUGUCAUUUUUUGCACUGCCACCAGUGACACGAAUGACAGGAAGUGGGAGGAGCUCGGAGAGAUGCAGAUGCCCGUUACAGCGCAGGCCACCACCACUCAGCUCUGGGCGGUGGUCUGGGGUCCCACGCAACCGCUGGAGGAUGAAACGCAUCACUUCCUGUCCAGCCUGGAGACCGAGAGCCUGAAGAUGACCACGUCCGAGGACUUGUCACAUCAUCGGGGCCAGCCUGCCAAUCAGACCCAACAGCCAACGACAGGAGAGGAGGAGAGAAAAGAUACAGGGGAGCAGGAGACCCAAGAAGUGGACCCACAGUUUUACGUGACUGUGACGAUUUCAUCUCUGCUGAUUCUCUCUGCUGUCAUCAUCUCUGCUAAACUCUGUUAUGACCGGAGCCUCUCUCAUCGUCCUCCUCCUCUCUCUCUCGCCAUCCCUCGCGCCAUAGCUCAGGAGGACAGCAGGCAGACACUGCACAGCACUCCAUCCUUCCCCGACAGAGAGAGGAUACCAGUGGUCAAUCUUUGAAGAGCCGACUGUUCCGAGCACGAUAAUCAUUUCCUGCGGGUAUAUCACAGACUUUGGUGUGAACACAUCUGAAUGUACGUACAUACGAUGUAUAUACACGCAUAUGGAUUUCCAGAUUGAUGCAACUCUUUGGACGCUCUGAUGAAGACAUUGGGUACAUAACUGAAAACUAUGAGAGAGUUUGUGUUUCGACAUUUGCUGGUGUACUUCUUUCUUCCACUGCUGUUUGUAUAGUAUUACGUUACUGAGCUUUCAGCGCAGCCAUUUACAAGGGCUCGGGGAGCGCUACUCAACCAUGAACACAAUCAUUAGCUUCUGAUCUUCGAAUAAGCUGUGAUGUAUUUGGUCAUUCAUUUAGUAUCCAGCGUGACAUGCUCGCAGUAGCCUUUCUCAUGCAUACAAAGACCCAAAGGUCACAUUCAUUCGCCUAGCUCUGCGUUUAUCGCACUGUGUGUAUCAUUUCUUUUGACCAAGCGCCUGCCAUUAUUUUGACGAGUUAAAUAUAGUUCACAUGCUCUGUUUUGUUUAAUACGGCUUUGCGUCACAUGGCAACGACGGACGGCGUUGACGUCAACCGAUAGAAUCAGAUCUCUGGAAGGACCUCUGCUGUGUUAACUUAUAAUUUACACUGAUGAUCAGUGGUUUUUGUAAUUAUGGUUACUGUUUUACUUUUUUUAAUUACUUUACUUUUUUUUAUUACUGUCGAGGUGUUCGUGAAACCUACGUAAUUCUAUUUAAAGUGUGUUAUGCUUAUCAACGUUAGUCUUCGACAUUGUGGCCAUAUAUCUCUGCCCGGUUGCGUGGAAACACAACCUUGAUGGAGCAUUAACAAAAGAGACUUGGAGGAGAAUGUUUGGAAGAGAUAUUAGCAGUUUUAUAACGAUAAACAUUAUAAAGCAUCUAGGAAAAUAGCCGAUGUGAUUGAUGCCACUGUCAGGGAUUUUUGGAAGUUUUAUGCUGUUUAUGGAGAGCACACUCUUAAACAUUUGUAUUGAGAUGAAAAGAAAGAUUGCAGUUCAGAUGAUAUAAAGCUGCAAAUAAACCACCCCCAACUUAAGACAGCAACACUUUGUUUUGAAUAUGGCUACCUAGUCGAGCAGCAUGAAUCGCUUUUUGCAUUUGUCAUUUAUUUUGAUUUUUUGCUGGUUAGAAGACUUUAAGGAUUCCAUUUUCUUGAAUGAAACUCUGCUUUAGGCUACAUUUUUCUUCACAGAACUCGCCCCCGUUUGUACUUGAAAGGAAGUGAAAAAUCUAAAUAACAACAAAUAUUCCUUCACCUGGGCUGUUGGAAUGAUCAAAACAUCGGAUGUGCCAUUGAAGUUUCUAGAUAAGUAUCUCUUUUUUAAAACAUGCACAAGAAGCUACAUCAUGUGAAAGAUGUAUAGAAAUGUUUUACAUCCUCCAUGUAGCACUGCCUUAAAUGUGAUUCAAUGUACUAUGGAAAUAAAAAAGCCAUCUCUGGUGUUUCAAAAC
This is a messenger RNA of Triplophysa rosa, 2312 nucleotides long. RefSeq names its product PILR alpha associated neural protein (gene pianp). Gene Ontology annotation, cellular component: membrane. Lineage: Eukaryota; Metazoa; Chordata; Actinopteri; Cypriniformes; Nemacheilidae. The coding region runs from base 177 to 839 and encodes 220 amino acids. The record is from RefSeq and is a predicted model, not a curated record. The transcript is spliced from 6 exons. Gene Ontology annotation, biological process: regulation of immune response.